AUUCAUUAUGGCGGAUGAUUCAAAGGUAAAUUUCAGUGUAUUAUAUAAAUCUUGCUAACCAUGAUGGGUUUAAUCUUAUAUAAAUAUAUAACUUUGUUAAGCCAACCCAUUUGGUUUGUAAAACUCUUUUUUCAUUAGGUUCAAGACACCACAGCCAACGUAGACUCGGUAGCUGUUGUGCUAAAAGAAAUAAAAUGUUGCUGGAGAUGUGUUUUUCGCUUUCUUGGAGAGAAGAACAGUUCUUUAUAUCAAAACUCUGAAGAGGUAGGGGUAUCACUUACAAUGCAGCAGUCAGUGGAAUACCCCAGACUCUUAUACUGCCAGUUUUUAGUGGGUAAUUUGGGUCCUGUCAGACUGUGAGGGACGUAUACAAACCAUAGAACCCCGGUCCAUGGACCAGCCCUGUGGACCAAUUUUAUGGAUCGCGUCUUGUCCCCGGGCCAUGGACAUAACCCCUGUGGACCUCUCCUAAUUUCACCAGUGGUCUAAGCAAAUACUAGGAACCUUAAAUACCCCAGUAGUCCAGUACCUCACAUGAACCUCUCAUUUCAGUGGUCGACUAAAACAAUAUUGUCUGUUGUUUUCAGUGAGGUGCCGCGUGCCCCUUAAACCCUAAGGUGGGUGUCUAGAAAACCCAGACCUAGAAAACUCAGACCUCAGACCCAGAAACUCAGAACCCCCCAAAUCUAGAAAACUCAGACCCCCUAAAUCUUGAAAACUCAGACCUCCCAAUUUAAAAAUGGCGCGGGACCUCUUGUGACUUUGUCACUAACUUGGCCGCUUCGAGGCCUAAAAAGCUUGCCCCGCUCACUAAGAAACUCAUGAGGCUGGCUUGUAGCAACUCUACGUUAAAUCAUCAGUAACUUCGUGUCCGAAAAUAAAAAAAAGGGGGUCUUCAUUUUUGGUUCUGCAUUUCCGGGUGUUUACCCUCAAUUAAUGGGGGUUCUUUGUUUUCGGGUGUGUAUUUUCGGGUCUUACAGUAAUAAAUUUUUACAAAUACAGGGUGCUAAAUAGCCUCCAACACGGACAUUCUUAGGGGUUCAUCACACACGUUCAUGGGGCAGGAAUGCCUGAUGAACCCCUUAGAACAUCUGUUAGGUGCGCACGAUAAUGAAUUACAGCAAAAACGUUUUUCUUGCCUUCCUUGUUCUUUUGAAAAUUUGCUGGGGAGAGGGUCUAAAUAACAUUAAAAGGUUAUUAGCAUUAUGAGACGACAGGACACAGGGUGAUUGCGGUCUUACAAUAACAUAAAAAUUCACUCAAAAAGUGAAUUUGUAUCUUUAAAACUCCAUCGUGAUUAUUCCAACUUGCUUACUUUGUCAAAUGCAGGCAAACUCAUAAGAACCAUAUCCAAGUCCAGAUAGAGAAAGAAAUAUGCGUCAUUUGUUUAGGUGCGAUGGGGGGCUUUUCAUGUGGAUCACUUUUUAAGACGACCAAAACUGGAAACCGCGCACGAAAAGCCUCUGGCACCCAGAGUAGAUUUGUGGGGGGAGGGGGGGUCUAAGUUUUCUAGGUCUGAAUUUUCUAGAUUUGGGGGGACUGACUUUUGGGGACGUCUGAGGUCUGAGGUCUGAGUUUUCUAGACACCCAUAAUGGACAAAUGUAAUGGGUUCCUUUUGGUCUUGAGAAGGAGUAACCAUAUUUGAAGGGAACUUUACAGUCAGGAAUAUAUAAUUUAUUUAUUUCACCAAUAUUUCAGAAGGCACAGCCUUCCUUCUUCAAGGUCUAACAUACACAAACAACAUACAACAUACCGGUACAUAUAUGGUCUAACAUACAAUAAUUAUUAUUGAAUAUUUGAAGCAGCAUGCAAAGAAAGUAGUGUCCGAUAGCCCGGGGGUAGUGGAUUUUUCUAUCGGGCUACUGAAUUCUGUUUUUAACUUGCCUGAUGGGCAAGUGUUGUUUUUUGAGGAAUUUGAAUAACAAAAGAACUGUGAAAUCAAUUCUGCUCGUCAAAGAGCUUUUGGGGCUUCUUGAAAUGAUGACUGGGUUAGUAAAUGCUUGCUUCAGCUUGCCCGAAAGGCAAGCUGUAAAAGUGAUUUUCAUUGCACCCUGUGAUGGAAACAGGAGGAUUGGUAGGGAGGGAGUAGUCUCCUACACAGCUCUUUUUUUGUCUUCACAUUGCAAGAAAGUCGAAACAAACACAGCUGCGUAAGAGACUACAGAGGAAUCUUAAUAUCUGUGAGUUUGUGACGACCAGAUUUGCGACUUGAAUGAAUGGUGAUUUACAUAAACCAACCUGUAAGUGUUCGCAAACUGGUAACAUGUCUGACCAAUCACAUUGUUUGAUAAUGUGCUGGACAUUUUGUGUUAUUAUUUGUGAACAGGAUUCAAUAAGUUUUCCAACCAAUAAACAUUUCCAUCCAGGGGCUAUUAAGGGAAGGGAAGUCUGGGGUGGGUACUCAAUCACUGUGCAUUACCUCUUCCUCUGUAGUCUCCUACGCAGCAGUUUUUGUGUUGAUAUUCACACAACUCAAUGACACAAAAAUCUGUGUGAGUGAUUACUUCCUCCCUACCACUCCUCAUGUCCCCUUCAAAUAAUUUCUUCUUCCAGACUAAACCAAACCCAUGUAUGGAAUUCAGAAAAAAAUUGAGCAUGUGUAUACUAUGAGGAGUCUCAUAUAAUUCGAUAAAGUUUCAUCGAUUUAAGGAUCCUUAAAUUUGGUUAGACCUCUGAUAAAAAUUUGUCUUCAAAAAUUAGGGGUGCUGCAUGCAUGGGGGUAGUGCAUGGACCAGGUCCACGGGGUGGUCCAUGUUUUGUGUCCAUCUGUCUGUGACCAUGACUCAGCUUAUAUAUAAUUUAGCUAUUCAAAAUGGGAUCAUAGCAGGUCUUGCAACAAAAGCAAACUUGCCAAUUGACAGGUAAAAGAGGUAAACAAUGCUGCAAAAUGAUCUUUAAACUAUCCACUUCCUUAGAUUUUAUGUCUUUUGACAGUUUUAAGAGCAUAAUUAUUUUCACAUCACUAUACACUUUUUUUCCCCACAGUCGAACCUCUCGUUACUGACACCUCUCUAAUACAGACACCUGUCUAUUACAUACAGUUUCCAAUGUCCUGACAAAAUUCUCAUAUAAUUAUUUUCUUUAAAAAAAACCACUAUGAUACGGACUCUCUCUAAUAUGGGCAAUGGACACUAAAUCUUGGCCCUAGAGAGUCAUUUCGUAUAAACUUAACUCUUAACUCUUUAUUAUGGGCACUGCGGUAAUCAGGCGAAUCCUGAUCAGGUGAAUCUGCACAGAGUGAGCUCCAUCUAGUCUGGCUGAUGAGCUAUGUAAGGUGAUAUAAAGCCCAGUUGCUGUAUACCAAGAAAUAACCAUUUGUGAAAGGUGUAUAGAGGAACAUAACCAACUUUUCAUGAAUUUUUGAAGGAUUCAGUAACCACAGAUAGCAUAAAGAUCUUGUACUCUAGUUACUGUUUACUGCACUUGCAAAAUAACAAAAGAUGCUUUUAGAAUUGUACUUUGCGUUACAACUUUUUACAUGCAGCAUUGCACUGUGGGAAUAAAUCAACUUCCCAGAAUUGCAGACUACUGGAAGGACGACCCUUUCAUUGGAAAUACGGGAAUUAAACAGACAAUGACUAGAAACCGCUUUCAAGAAAUUUCCCAAUUUUUACAUUUCGCUGACUCGACGCGAACUCCAGCGCGCGGCGAGAACGGCUAUGACCGAUUGUACAAGGUCAGAGCGGUCCUAAAUGCCGUUUUAGAAAACAGCCAGCGAUGUUAUUCGCCCAACAAACAUAUUGCCAUAGACGAGGGCAUGAUUGCUUUUAAAGGCAGACUUUCGUUUCGACAAUAUAUGCCAGCGAAGCCGACAAAAUAUGGCAUAAAAGUGUGGAUGGCCGCGGACUCGAAGAAUGGCUACGUAAUAAAUCACGAUGUUUACCUUGGAAGUGAGGAAGGCGUUCGAAGAAUUCACGGACUUGGCUACGAUGUAGUCAUGAAAAUGAUUCAGCCCUACAUGAAUAAAAAUCAUCAUGUUUAUUUUGAUAAUUUUUUUUCAAGUCCAGUGCUUUUGGAGCACUUAGAGCUGCAACAAACUUAUGCUUGUUCCACUGUUCGAUGCAACCGUAAAGGCUUGCCGGCUUGUGCGGCGAACAAGCUAACCAGACCUGGCCAACUUGUUCAGGCCCAAAAGGGAAACAUUGUUUUCACUAAAUGGCACGAUAAAAGAGACGUCGCUUUUCUUGCCACUAAUGUUUCUCCGGGAGAAGCUUCGCGCACUGUACAGCGAAAAGAAAAAAGGAAGGAAAUUGAGAUCGUGAAGCCACGUGUUUCGGAUGUUUACACAGCGAACAUGGGCGGUGUGGACCGAGCAGAUCAACUUCGCUCGUAUUAUUAUGUUGGAAGGCAGUCGAGAAAGUGGUACAAAUAUCUGUUUUGGUUUUCUUUUAAUUUGGCUGCCUGUAACGCUUAUAUUUUAGAGUCCGAAAGCCGUGUGAAACGCGCACAAGAUCUUUUCCGUCUUGAGUUGGGAAAGCGACUCAUCGGCAAUUUCAACUCCAGAAAACGACCCGCAAGCGACUCUUUGCUGCUUGUCUCUCGGGCCCCAUUGACCCACAUUUCCACCAAGAUCGAGGGCCGUAAGAGGCAGUGCGUCAACUGCAAAGCUAAAGGGAAGAAAACUCCCAAAAAUUAUCCAAUUGAAACAAAAUUUAUGUGUCAACAGUGCGGAGUUGCACUCUGUCAAGACCAGUGUUUCCGCGACUACCACAAUGAAAUUUGAUUUACCUCACUGACUUAAAUUUUCAAUUCUUUUUUCGAUAGCAGCGAUCGUUAUUUGCAAUGUGAAUGUCGGUAUUACUUCUAUAUGUUAUAACUUUGCAUUAUUAAAGCUUUGUACUGUAUAUAAUAUUUAUUAUAUCGAAUAUUGAAUGAUGAAUAUGAGAUGCCGUGAUGUGACACGCUAAGAGUAAUGGCGGGAACUUUGAAUUUUUCAAAAUAUAAAACUUCACAACAUAUUUUAUACCUGUACUUGAUUUGCUUCUUAGUAAUAACUAAGUCAAUAAAUAAAACAAUGUUUAAGCUUGAAUUCUGAGUAAUUAGUAGACUGAGUAAGGGUCUCAAAAGCUACUGAGCAUAUAUGUUUUGAUUUCUACUCUCUUAUUGGGAUGAAUCUCCUAAUUGCCUCUGGGAACAACAGGAAAUCAUGCAUGAAGGCCCCUGGUAGUGAAAGGGUUAAGGACUAGUGUGAGCCUGGUUUUAGCACUGAACAUUUAAAAGUGUAAGUGGAGUCAUAAAAGUGACGUCAUCAUGGUGACCUCUUUUAUCCAGACACCUCUCUAAUACGGACACUUCGCUCUGUCCCUUCGGUGUCCGUAUUAGAGAGGUUUGACUGUACUUCCCUUUUGCAACUGUUAACUUAAGCCAUUAAUUAUUUUAUUUUUAUAAUUUUCUUUUUAUUAUAUUUCUUUUUUUUUUAUCAGGUAGAUGUUAAGCUUCCCUGUAUAGCAUGUCUUGGUGUUUUAGAAAAAAAGCAAGAAAAAUCAUUUAUUGAUAAGGUAAGUUUGCCAAAGCUUUGACAGAAGUCAGUGCAUAGGCAGUUGAGUAUUUUGAUAAGUAUUGAAUGCAGAAGAGAUAAACAGAAUUAAAGACGAAACUUAUUAAUGCAGUUGGGAAAAGAAAGCUGCUGAAAAGUUCAGGCUUUAUGGGAUUCAAACCCUGACCUAGCUCUGUAAUACCGGUGCAGUGCUCUAACCAAUUGAGCCACGUAGCAAGGCAACAUAGGAAGGUGGUAAUUAAAUUGCAGGUUUGUAACAAUAUUAUAUACCGCGAACGAUGAAGAUGAAAUGAUGAAAUUGUGUCAUUUCAUAAGUAUAUCAUUAUUUUGUUAUUAUGUAAAAAGGUACUAGCAACAUAAUGUCAGAGUGCAUUUAUCUUGCUCUAUAUUAUAUGGUGCUGUUUAGGUGCUCUAAAGCUAAUGUUUCUUUUAGGCUAUACAGUUGUAUUUUUGUUACCAGUGUUAACAACAUGACAUUUUUUUAUCAAUUUCCUUAGAUACAGUCUUCAAUAAAAAAAGCUGGGCAUCAGUUUGACAGCUUUAUGCUUACCAUUUCUUUGCCCCUUUCCAUUGUUCUUAGGCAGGUAUGUGACAUUCUUCUCUAUCCUUGUGAGUACAUUUUUUGUGUGUGUCCAUAGAGCAUUAUGCAUAUAUAUAUUAAUAAUAUUUAGUUGGCUACCCACUUUUAUGAUCACUUGGAUUUAAGACUCAUUGUUUUUGGAAUUGAGCUUCAUGUACUAAUAUUGUUUGGUUUUGUUUGUUUGUUUGUUUGUUUUUUACCACACCAGCUAAUAAUCCUCUUUUUGAAGGGUUGCUGUGGUGGUAAAUAAACAAAUAAUAAAUAGUAAUUGGUUUUAAUAAAUUCCUUUUACAUUUGCUUUAAUGAUGAGCUAAAAUCCAUCUACUUUUAAUUCCUAACUCUGUCAAUAUUCUGUCCUCUCUCUUUUAUUUCUUCUAGCAUUCUGUCUCCUUAUUUCUUCAAGAACAUUGUAGGUAUGUUUUGUUUUAAGUUUCAUGGAUAUGCUCAAGAAAUUGUAUCAACAUGUUACAGUCAAACUCUGUUAUUAUGGAUACUGAGGCCAGGGCUAUAGAAAGUGUCCAUACCUACGAGAUGUCUCAGUUUAUUAAGUGGGUAGAAUUUAGAGAAGAUGUAAGGGCUUCCUUUCCCCAGGGACAACCCAAACUGUCCGUAAUAAUUUGUCUGUAAGGUAGGGUUUGACGGUAUUUGCCAACCAAGAGGUCCUUAACGUAGGAAAAAACUGUACCUGAGGUCUGAGUACAUCCUGAGGAAAGACCUGGUAUAAAAAGAUUCUCUCUCUCUUUUGCAGUGCUCAUAAGCUGCCCAUGUUGUUGAAAACUGUACUAUAACACAGCUUUCCCUCAUUCACAACACUAACUAAAUUUGUGAAUAAAGCCAUCGAUUACCAUGACCUUGGGCAGAAAUAGGAAAAUGUGGACCACACCAAAACCAAUCAUAUUGCACCGUGCCCUCUUGGAAAAUGACUCUAUUAGUCAAUCCUGACCAAUAAAAUUGGUUUUUCAGUAACCAGUACAAGCAAUAUACAAAUAUAUUAAAUACAUCCAAAUAAUGAGAAAAGAAUCAAACCUUUAAUUUUGUACAAAUGAACUGAGAAUGAAUACUUUACGGUGAUGAUGAUGUUUAGUAUUUUGCCAUAAUCUUGAGUUAUUGAACACUAGAAGUAAAACUUUUUAUGAUCGUGAAAGUAUAUGUCUAAAAUUUCAUAUAUGGAUCAUUCAUUCACUUUCACAAUCAUAAAAAUAAUUAUUAUUGGAACUGUUUGAGAAAGAAAAAAAUAGUAAAACCCAGCUCACCAUAAUCAUAAUAAACAGUCUGCAUUGUCUGCUUAUAAAGGAAACAUCAACUGUAGUAACCAUAAGCUCUCUUAGCUGUGUAAGUUUAAUUCCUUUGUUUUUCCUUUGACAGUUCCAUUUUUGACAAAAGGAUGCUGAAUGAAACCUCAUCUGUUAAGGAGGUCUUUAAGUGGGUUUAUGGACCAAUAGUUGAGGAGUUGCUGCAAGUUGAUUAUAUGCCAUUGGUGAGACUGUUAUUCUGAAGCUCACUUAAUUAGUAAUAAGUAUGGUAAUAGGACUAACUGGAGUCAAAUUUGGUCUGCCAUCAUCCCUAAAUAAUUGUUUAUUAAAUUUUCUUUGUAAUUUACAUGUAGCUGUUUUGUUUAAUUUAGCUGACAAAGCCCAUGUUGCAUAAGUUUGGUGGUUUCUUUGGGCUUUCUCGCCAUUUUUACUCGAGUGUACAGAUCGCAAAUUAUAUUAUUUAUCAAAAAUAACUUAAUUCUUCCUCAUAUUGACAUAUUCAAGUAAAGAUCCUUCAAGUUUUAUAUUUUGAAAUUAUUUAGCCUGAGAAGCCAACAUAAUUUUUGCAACACCAUCAUUGUUGAAUUCCCCACAAAAUGAUGUCUGUUGAGGAGAACAGAAAUUCCCUUUGCUGGUGAUGUGUCACUACCCAGGACUGGGCAUAAGACGUAAACGCUUUUAAUUAGCUGAAGCAAAGUCCCGUUGCUGUGUGACUAAUCAGAAGGACUACCCAGAUCUGGGUAGUGUCACGCCAUCAGUAUAGCAUUUCUGUGCUCAUUCCUCAGUCGUCAGUAGAGGCAUUGCAAAAUGUUCAGCUAUUUUGUCAUGCUAGCAAGUACCGGUACUUAAAAACAUUUUUGAUCAGUGCUUCGUGAAAGAACUUCCUAAUAGGUUUCUGUUAAAUGGCCAUACAACAGAAUUUACCUAGAACCACCUUGCACAGCAGCACUACAGAUUAGUUGACUGUGCGUCCGUAACACUGCUUUGCUGCUCUGCAAUUGGUCAAGUCAGUUUUGGAUCUGCGCAUGCUGUGGUUACUCUCGUCAUAUUUUUUAGAGAGAUUCAGAUGUAAAUCAGUAGCAUUUAUUGAUUUUAUCACUUGCACAUUUUCAGAGUCCAUUCAAAGUAUCACUGGUCUUUACUCACAAGGAUAAUGAUAAAGAACUAGAGUUUCUGUAAGUAUCUUGACAACAUUCAGUAAAUCCUAGCCCCUUGGGGGCUUAUUUGUUUCAAGCAAGUUUCAGAGAGGGUCUUAUUUGAGAGGGGAAACUGGUUUAAAUUAUUGAACCUCAUGUUAUCAAUUCUCCAUAAUAACAAAGUGGAAAACAUGCGAAGUGGAAAAUCUCAGGUACAUGAAGUUGGAGGUCAAGCAGCCAAAGAUCAAACUGACAAAACCAAACAAGUUUCUGGCAUGUGAAUAAACCAUGUACCGGAUUAGUCCACAUGAUAAGUAGAGUCUGUACAUACGUAUAGGGGAAAAAAGAGAUGGGGAGGGGGCUAAAAAAAGAGGGGAAGGCUUAAUAACGUUUUUCCCCUACAAAGAAGGAGGGGCCUAUUGUAGAGUGGGCCUUAAUAAUCUGAGAGGGAGGAUUUACUGUGUGUUAACUUUUCAUUUAACCACUGGCCAUCAGCUGGGUGUUUUAAACGGCAGUGAAUUGGAUCUAACUCCUCAACAUUGUUAUAGUUAACUAGCCUCACUUCUACAGGUUGGAAUCAGUCAAAAUUAAUUUGUCAAAAUUUAAGUUUUUUCUUUUUAUCCAGAAUAGCUCCUCAUCAGGAAAAAAUUUAAAAUUUCCAUAUGGAAUUCAAGAGGAUUUAGAACGGAAUUUCCUAUUUUUUUUUUAUUGAGACAUUAAACGUUUACUUUGCUCAUUUAUAGCUUUACCACCAAUGAUACUCAUAUUUCCUCUUAAUUUAUCUUAAUAGGAAUAAUUCUUCCAAGACAACGACUAGACAGCGACAAAAACGACAAAAGAGGGAAGCCAGUAUGACAGCACCCAGUGUAAAGAAAGCCCUCACAGACUUGACUGCAGUGAGUCAGCUUAAAAGGUAAUGAUUAGAUAUACCUCCUGUCAGUUGAUAUUUCAUCAUGCAAGCGAUGCUUUCCUAACUGACACUCUUGAAAUGGACAACUCUACUUAAAGCCGUCUUCAUUAACCGCUAUUGAAUUCUAUGCUUUCAAAAAUCAUUCCUGUAAGCUCCAGUUUCGGACACUUUUUUGCUUCCUGAAGGUGCCCGCUUAACAAAACCGGGUUCAACUGUAUUUGGUAACUUCACGUCUUGUUCCCUAAACUAUGUUAAGUCCAGAGUCUGAAUUAAGAAGCAUACACUUGUUAAUUGGGCUCAGCUGAACCUUCAAUUCAAUCAGGUUCGGCAUUUGAACUGCACCAUAACUUUUAGGGAGUUAUUAUAACUCCAAAAAUGGAGUAAAAAUUUGAGGUACAGGAUAACCUCUUUUUUGGGGUUACUUUAACUGCUAAUUUAACUCCAAAUUUGGGGUCAUUUUUACUCCUGAAAAAGAGUUCUUUUUACUCCCAGACUGGAGUUAAAAUAACUCCUAAAAAGGGGUUAUUUUUACUCCUUACAUGGGUUGUUUUUACUCUUUUUGGAGUUACUUUAACUCUGAAAGUGUAGUAGGUACGGGAUAACUCCUUUUUGGGGGUUAUUUUGACUCCUCAAUAUCUGGGGUCAUUUUUACUCCUGAAAAAGAGUUCUUUUUACUCCCAGACUGAAGUUAAAAUAACGCGGAAAUGGGGUUAUUUUUGCUCCCUACAUGGGUUGUUUUUACUCUUUUUGGAGUUAAUUUAACUCUGAAAGUGGAGUAAAAAUUUUAGGUACAGGAUAACUCCUAUUUUGGGGUUAUUUUAACUCCUCAAUAUCUGGGGUCAUUUUCACUCCUGAAAAAGAGUUCUUUAAACUCCUUUUUGGAGUAAAAAUACCUCCCCAAAAACUAACUUCACUGUAAGGAGUUAUAUUAACCCCACUAGGGGAGUUAUUAUAACUCCUUGAAAAUUACUGUGUGAGUCUAUUUUAUAUGCCAUAUGGAACGAUGCAUAUUUUCCCACGUGGACCCAUAUAGCUUUCCACGCGUACUUCAGUUUGGAAAUUCUGAGCAAUCCUCACAGGGUUAGCCAGAAAAAUUUAGUUUCCUUUGAUGGUUUGCAAAGGGGUAAGUAGUGUCUCGCAACAGUAGCCACUGCUGACAAACAACAGUUGGGAUGCAUCUUGACUUUUCGUUGUAGAUUUGACCCUGCUAUCGUGGUAAAUGAAAACCCUUAUUUUACCCCAUUUGGAAUGCAUUUACACUCCUAAGGACUAUAAAUUAUAUGAUACGCAGUACAUGCUGAGUCGUAAUCAUUGUGUAUACACAGUUGUAGCCCAGUGAGUUCUGAUGCACUGUAUUUCCCUUUCAGAUUGGCAGAUUGUCCUCCUCAGCCUGCAGCACUUCCAAUUGAGCUAUCAGAAGUAGUUUGUUCUCACGAUUCCAUCUAUAUUGCAGGUGUUUAUUGAUUUUUUUGCCUUUUUUACACAUAAAUGAAGGGGGAAAAAAUUUAAAUUACACGUAAUAUACACAUUUCGAAAGACGAGAGUCUCAAAGAAGAAGUCUCAAGAAGCCAUGAAGGCUUAUAGGUGAGUCUUCCCCUUUACAGUAGAUUUAGUUAUAGUUAUUAAUUAAAUAUAUACUUAUAUAAAUGAAGAACAGCAUAUAAUAAAGAAAUUUACAAAAUGUAUAGAGAUUAUUAUUUGACAUGAACAUAGAUUUCUGACAAAAGUUUUUAGUAUCAGUUUUUGGUGCUUUUUGGAAAGUUAAAAGAAGGUGACAAGCAUAGCAUUUCAAAGCAAUGAUGUAGAGCUUUUACAGGUUUCCUUGUAAGGUGUAAUAAUUUCUAGGCCCGGGGUGGGGGGGUACUCAACAAAGUUGUAUAUGGGGAGGCUCAGCCCCGAGGUCCAACCCCUUACUCUUUAAUAUACCAUUUUUGACAUAAAAGGUACCCCCUCCCCCUUUCGUAGACCUUCUAUUGACAAACGGUACUUCUUUGCAUACCUAGCUUACAACUCUGCACCGCUUUUAACAGCUGCUAAUGCACUGUCUUUUAAAUACGAAUAAAUCACAAUACCAGAGCCAUAAAAUGCAUCUGUUAGCCCUUCUGGGCCUUUUUAUAGAUCGAAAUUACGGAUUUCCCUACCCUUUCAUAUGCUUCAACCAGUGAAAUGCUUACCCUCAUAUACCUGACGCCUGAAAAAGGUAGCUAUUUAGGGCGGAGCUUCUUCAUAUAGGCAAUUGUAGGGAUUACCCCCUGGGUUUCUAACACACUCAAUCCAUGUCGUAUCCGAUAUCCCCAAGGCUACAAAUUAGAAGCUAUCAAAGGCAAAAAAAACUCACCCAAAACUGUCCAAACUUCCCCCUCUUUUGUCUUCUCAUCUCACAGGGAAAGGAAGGAGAAUAAAUUGUAAAAACGCGACUCGAUCUUUGUUUAAUUUGUUAAUUAAUAGUUUUUUUAUUAUUAUUUUUGUUAUUUAGGACGAUACAACAAGUUUUCACGCGUGCUUUCUCAGACUCCGUGGAUAAUAGACAACGUUCGGCACACUGAGUCAUCGGUGGAGGUAAAGUCACUACAUAUAUUUCCUUCCUGGUAGACACACUGUACUGUUUAGAAUGAAACAAUAUUAAAUGAUUAGCUUACUGAUUUCAGUCACUUUUGCUUAACGUACACUUCCUUAUUCUGAAAACUCAGACUUACGAAUUUCUUGCUUAGCUAUGAGACCCGUAUUUCCUUUUUUUCUAAAACAGGAAAAGAUCUGUGACCGGAUUAGAAACAAGAUCAAGGCCGACGGUAGGAAAGUUGCGUUUAUAACAUUGCUUACUUAAUAGAGUUCAGAUUAAUUUCCAUCCUUUCAAAUGAAUUAGUACGUAAUCUGGUAGACUUUUCAUAGCUUCUUAUCGUUUUUCGUAUGAGCGUCAGGAUCGAGCGCUUACCGGUACGGGCCAUCUUAAUUUCAUAUGUACCGAGGGGCCGGGAGUUGAGGCUUCCCGAAACCGUCCCACUCCUACCACCCCACCCCCCCCAAGUAGAUUUGACACUCAUCCAAGAUGACCACCAUCUCGACGAUCUUACGGUAAAUUAGGGAGUGUGAACAGUCCAGUAAUCUGGAUGAGUUUCUUUUCACAGAUCAUAAAUUUGCAUCAGCGGGGCGAGAGGACAUCGAUGUACUCAUGCUUGGUCGGGGUAAGUCUGAAUGACUGUUGAGGAGCAGGGACAGGCUGUUUGUGUUGUUCCUUUCAUUGUUCAAGACAUCUAAAGCUACCGUAAAACGAGUAACAAAAACGUACAACUUGUUUUGCGCGUUUUGCCACCUACGAAUCAAAAUGUCUUGCAACAAAUCAGGUUAUUGCAAGUUGGGUGAAUACCGUCUUCUGAUUUCAUAAAAACUUCGCGGGAUUUGAUUAGUUUUACUAAUUUUUGUCUUGUCUUGUGUUUUGUGUGUUUUUUUAGUUACCAGUUUAGAGAUCUUAAUUUUUGUCCCUCGAUGAUAUUACCUAUAUGGUGUAGGUGCACUAAAAUUCGAGUUUAAAUAAAGGUUUUGUUUGUAUGUUUGUACAGUUGAACCACUCCACAAUGGCCACCUUGGGGACAGAAGAAAGUAGCCGUUAUAGAGAGGUUGAAACAAGAGUCAAUGUAUGGACUGUCCCACAAAAAAAAAUUGCCGUUGUAGAGAGGUUGCCGUUGUGGAGAGAUGGGCGUCAGUGGAGAGUUAGGGUUAGGGUUAGGGUACCAAAAAAUUUGGGGUAAUUGUUCUUGUUGUUCUGCUCCUUAAUGAAUAACUUUCUUGUUUGUGGUUACCGGAGGGCGAAUCAAGUUUGUGACACAUUUUAUAUGGCAGGUUAGAGACGCACAUGUAUUCUUUGUUAGUAUUGUAAAUUUAACUUCACUUUAUGUUGUCUACAAUUUCAGGAAGACCAUUUCUGGUAGAGUUUAUUAACCCUCGAGUGACUCGCCUGAGUGAAUCAUUUCUCGCGGAUCUUCAACAAGAAAUUAACUCUUCAACAACAGAGAUUUAUGUGAGAGAUCUGCAACAAGUAACAAAGUAAGUUCGUGGAGCUCACUAACAAACGCCAACUUUUUUCGCCAGAGAAAGUCGAUUUCACUGAGACGCGUUUUCACAAUAGCAGUGCAUGAUAGUAAUUCUGUAGUAGACAGUAGUGUUUUGUUAACAGAAAUCUGUGAAGUUUGUUGAAAAUAGUAUUUGGACUUUCUCGACGGACUAUAUGUAUUUAUUUCUCUCCCUUUCUUUGCCUCAGGGAUGAUUGUCAAAUUUUAAAAGAUGCAGAGAGUAACAAAACCAAAACUUAUAAGUAAGUGAAAUGUUGCCAAGGCACGCGUACGAAUUGUCUUACCCGGUAUGCCGAUAAACUGACGACACCCUUCUGCUUCUAGGGCGUUAAUAUGGACAAAGGAAGAAAUAGUUGAAAAACAGCUUCACGUUCUUCAGGACACGAAGGUAAUGAUGCCAAAGAACCGUUUUUAACUGUUGAUUUGUGUAAUGAGUCAAUUGUUGGGGCGGAAGCAUUUGCGACAAAGUCCUGAUUAUAACAGCGGCUGAUUUUACGACUCUCGAUGACCAGGAAAGAAUUGACCCUGCGUUUUUCUAGGUACUCCACGUGCGGCUUAUCCCUGCCGCUCUUAUUAACGUUUUUCAUCCCGUAGUACUUCACCCAGAAUCGUUAACUAACCCUUCGAGAAACUGAGGGACUUUUUGCAAGUUGUGUCACAAGACAUUUGCGAGUUUAACAUUACUUUAAUGGUCUGACUUCAUUUUUUGCUCCUUACUAGGAAUUAACCAUCUCACAGAAGACUCCCUUGCGGGUUUUACACAGGUAAUCGCUAUUGUUCUAAAUCCCUCGGUAAUUCUUCAUAGCCAGAUAGCGCUGACUUUUUAAAGAGGUUUGUUAGUUUCCGAGGCCCUUUUAUACCCUCACAGGAAACGUCAACUGAGCAGGCUACUUUGCGACUGGCGUAAGACAUCUUGUGUUGAGUGUUAGACAAAUCGGAAGCAACGCAAAACCUCAUAUCAAGUUUUUUUUAUGGUUCUCGCGCUUUUUCACGCUCGGAACUGGUUAGAUAUAUUUGCUACGAGUUCUAGUUUGUUAACGCCUUUUGCGACAGUGAAGCCACUCUAACCAGACUCGAAUGAAACCUAAGUACUAGAAAAUUGGCUUAAACGACAACUUUUGACGUUCGUUUUUGUUUUGUUUUUCAGACGUCCACUGGCUGUACGGGAGCGGUGUAUUUACAGCAUGACACCGUCCGAGCAGAUAGACUCCCACCAUUUUAACCUGUUUCUUAAAACCCAAGCAGGGACGUAUCCUAUUUUUUCUGAACGUAAGUUAACUUAUCGUCUAACACUUUGUUUGCAAAGCAGUACCUUUAGUCCUCUCCUCUGUUAAGAUCCAGGAGAUGGAAUCAGAAGCCCUCUUUGUGUUAAAAGUAAGGUAUACCCUAACUAUUUCUUUUCAUCAAUUGUUGUAAGGGAAGCUUCGUGAAUCCUGCUUUCGGAUUGGUUCUGAGCGGGAUGGAGCCCACAACCCUGCGUUUUCUCUUUGAAUUUGGCAGCCGUCUGUAGGAAAUCAGUUCCAGUCGGAAACUCAGUAACAUAAACACGAUAAAUCUUACCACAACUGUAACUUUUUGUGUGAAAAGAAGGGAGUUUUUGCUUCAUGCAGAGAUUGUAGAGAGUAAACGUCGUUUAAGCCUGGUCCAGGCGUUCAGAUCGUUCAUCGCGAUUAUCCCAACUCAAUUGUCUUGUCAAAUGUACGCCAGCACUCCUGGAGUUGAAUUCCUAAGAACCAUAUCCAAGUACAGAAGGAGAAAGAAAAUUUCGUUGUCACUUGUUUACAUCCUCCAUGAAACGUGAAAUUAGGCCUCAUGUGAUUUUCACACCGCAGUCGUGCAGUGACAGCAAAGAAAUGUGCAAAAAAAGUGUCACACACGUGCAGAGUUCACGGUUGUUUUGCGUAUUAAACUCAUUGCUUUUUUGACAUGCUCGUUACCGUCGCCGUCGUUGGAUCUUAGGUUCCCGAGUAAAUCUGGAAAGGUUACCUCAGUUGGUAAAGGGUUGAUCCGCAGAACGGAAAAAUAUGCGUUGGACUCCCGUUGAAACACCAAACAUUUCCCUCUGAAGUUUCGCGCUUGUGAUUAAUUGAUCGUUGGUAUAAUAGUGUACAGAAUAGGACUUAAAAGUUCCUUAACUCGUGUGUAGUUAUAUCAAAGAGUUUGUCCAUGGAGACUUCGGUAGAACGAAACCUAACUUAGGACAGUUAUUGAACACUGAGACGGACAUUCUGCAGCUGGAUGUAGAGGUAUGUCCUGUUUCACCUGUCUGCUCUUAUCUGGUUCAACUUGUUUCUAAUAACUAGAAACUUUAGUGGAACCCUUCCUUUAAUAGGUAAUCAUCACCUAUAAUGUCAAGAUUUAGUGAGAGCUUCCUCUCUCCUGGUCCACAGAGGCCUCUUUGUGUCGCAGGGAAAUUGGGGAGAAGAAAAAAAUACGUGCGGGGGCUGUUUUUGGAUGAUUGGGAUACGCAGCGGGAGCCUUAGACUAGCCAUAAUUUCACCAUUUCUUUCGUAAGUGCCCUAUUUUAGCUUCCAGUUCGAUUUGGCAAGAUGUUAUGGUGGUCGUCAUUUCGUAAUAUAAACGCAGUUGUUUUUCCCUUUCAGUCUGUAGAUGUUGACUGGCCUCCAAGGAAGGACGAGAUUGAUGAUCAGCUUAAAGACAGCAGCUGACAGCCACGGCCAACCAGAGGGUUUCGUAUGCUGUCUUCUCCUCUUCCGAAAAUAAAGCGUAACAUCCUAAGGAACCGACCAAAGACUUUCCAUCUGAUCAUGGCUAUGCCAUGGUUUUUCUCGCGACCGCGUUAUCCAGUCACUUCUACGUCCGUACUUUAACUGUAUAAAGUUGGAAUGUGUUUUGACGUGUCGAGUGCUAGCCGAUACGGAAACUAUACUGUAGGCCGGAGGAACAAGCAAGAAUACAGGCUGUGAGUGGCAGAAGAGUUAGCCUGCGUAGUUACGCCCAGGGUACUUUCUUCGAGCGGAGUGGAAACUCAGAAACUGUUCUUUUUACAUCCCUUUCCAUUUCUUUAGUCAUUUCUCGUCACUGUUGCGCACUCUCCAUCCCAGUACUUUCACUUCUCUCCUUGGCUGUCAUGCGCAGAAGAGCUUUAGGGUCAAGGCUCUCUCUUUUUCCUGCGCUUUUCCUCAUUGCUUUUCCGCAU
Messenger RNA from Porites lobata, 16604 nucleotides. Lineage: Eukaryota; Metazoa; Cnidaria; Anthozoa; Scleractinia; Poritidae. The record is from the annotation of a GenBank genome assembly.